This is a messenger RNA of Hibiscus syriacus, 552 nucleotides long. RefSeq lists its product as uncharacterized. Lineage: Eukaryota; Viridiplantae; Streptophyta; Magnoliopsida; Malvales; Malvaceae. The record is from RefSeq and is a predicted model, not a curated record. Bases 1 to 552 code for a protein of 183 amino acids. The transcript has a single exon.
AUGGCGAAGAUGAAGAAAAGUGAUGUAGCUGAAAGAGCAUGGAAUCUCCUGCGUCUAGCACUGUUAUGGGGAAGAAAAGGAGGGGUUUUCAAGAUACGGCUGAUGAUGGAGCUACGAUUGGUGCCCAAGUUCCUCAAGGGUCUUGCACAUCCGUCCACUCGUAAUGAUCACCAAAUGAUCAGCAGCCAUUAUAUGGAACGCCGGCUUUCGUUGGACGACACACCCAUUUUUCACCUCAAGAUGCACCACCACCGUCCCACUUCCAUGAGAUUCCUUCUCCCUUGCAUUAGCGUUGAGGAAGUCGAUUUCGAUUACGAUUUUGGCGUCGAGGAUUAUGAUAAUGGAAGAACGAGUUACUCAACGGGAUCCGAGACCGACGUCGAAGAUCAAGAAGUGGAAGAGUGUGGAUAUGAAGGGUGUGAUGAGAAAGAAAACGGUCCGUAUGUGUGUUCAUACGAAACCGAGGAUGAAGGGAUUGAUUCAAAGGCUGAGAAAUUCAUAGCAAAGUUUUAUGAGCAAUUAAGGUUACAGAGACAGAUUUCUUAUUUGUAA